Aureobasidium subglaciale EXF-2481 is the source of this 1647-nucleotide messenger RNA. RefSeq lists its product as uncharacterized. The transcript is spliced from 2 exons. Bases 1 to 1647 code for a protein of 548 amino acids. NCBI's taxonomy places the organism in Eukaryota, Fungi, Ascomycota, Dothideomycetes, Dothideales, Saccotheciaceae. The record is from RefSeq and is a predicted model, not a curated record. Gene Ontology annotation, biological process: sulfate assimilation; siroheme biosynthetic process. Gene Ontology annotation, molecular function: uroporphyrin-III C-methyltransferase activity.
AUGGCCACUCCAGCAUUGCUUACCGCUGUCGACUCGACCAACCAUGUCCACUUGAUUGUUGGAUCCAACCCUCUGGCCGGUGCACGAUGCAACCGAGCACUCGAAGUCGGUGCAGUGCCCAAGAUCAUCGCCCCUGAAGAUGCACAAAUACACUACGCACUGGCAAAGAAGAUUGAAGACGGCAAGGUGGAAUGGAUCAAGAGAGAGUUUCGGGACGCAGACUUGACGAAUCUGGGACGAGAAGAGGUAGACAAUGUUGUGGAUGCCGUCUUUGUGACGACGGCAGGCAAAGGCUCCCUGAGCACACACAUUUCUACUCUCUGCCGCAGGUUGAGAAUUCCUGUAAACGUCGCCGAUGCACCGAACCUUUGCACAUUCACCCUUCUCUCCACCCAUUCCUCGGGGCCUCUACAGAUUGGUGUGACGACGUCUGGCAAGGGCUGUAAACUGGCUUCUCGCAUCCGACGUGAGAUUGCCUCUGCCCUUCCAUCUGACCUUGGUACCGCUGUUGAAAGACUCGGUACCAUCCGCCGUCGCAUCUGGGAAGAGGACCACGCCACUGAGAUGUCCAUGGACUUGGAAGCCGAAGAGGAGGACGCGGGUCAGAAUGCUCAAUUUAACAAGCUCAUCACACCCACCGACCUCGAAGCGGCUAGGAACAGACGCAUGCGUUGGCUCUCCCAAAUCUGCGAAUAUUGGCCCCUGCGUCGUCUGGCAGCUAUCACAGAUGCCGAUGUCGACGCUGUAUUGGCUUCCUACAGCGAGGAAUCCGCUGUCGUGGCCAGCACGCCUCUGCUUAGUCCCGGAGCCUUGGAUUCUAGAAGCCGCAAAGGUCGCAUCAUUCUAGCUGGAUCUGGUCCCGGCCACCCCGACCUUCUGACUGGGCUGACACUAAAGGCGAUUCGUGGUGCAGACGUUAUCCUUGCCGACAAGCUUGUUCCUGCUCCUGUUCUCGACCUGAUCCCCAGGCGUACGCCUGUUCACAUUGCAAGAAAGUUCCCUGGAAAUGCCGAAGCUGCUCAGGAAGAGCUUCUGUCUCUAGGUCUAGCAGCAGCAAAGCAAGGUCAAACUGUUCUCCGUCUGAAGCAGGGUGACCCCUACCUGUACGGUCGUGGUGCCGAAGAGUACGACUUCUUCCGCCGUGAAGGCUUCGAAGUCAGCGUUUUGCCUGGCAUCACUUCUGCUCUCAGCGCUCCUUUGUUCGCCAAGAUCCCUGUCACUCACCGUGCCGUCAGUGACCAGGUCUUGAUCUGUACUGGUACCGGCCGCAAGGGCGCUGCUCCCGAUCCUCCUGUCUACCUUGCAAACCAAACUUGUGUCUUCCUCAUGUCCCUGCACAGACUGAGCGCUCUCAUCGACAGCCUUGUCGCUGAGGGUAAGAACUACCCAAAGACCACGCCUUGUGCAGUCAUCGAACGCGCAAGCUGCACAGACCAAAGGGUCAUUCGCAGUACGCUCGAGUAUGUCUGUGCUGCCGUUGAGGAGGAAGGAUCCAGACCUCCUGGUCUUCUCGUUGUUGGUCUUGCAUGCGAGGUGUUGGAAAAGAACCACCAGAAGUGGGUUGUCGAAGAAGGCUUCAAUGGUUUCGACAACCUUGGUGAAGGCAGUCUUGAUGAACUUAGCGCUGAGCUCCGUGGCGCUACUUGA